This is a messenger RNA of Ilex paraguariensis (yerba mate), 375 nucleotides long. Lineage: Eukaryota; Viridiplantae; Streptophyta; Magnoliopsida; Aquifoliales; Aquifoliaceae. The record is from the annotation of a GenBank genome assembly.
AUGAGCAGAUCAGGUCAGCCUCCGGAUCUCAAGAAAUACAUGGACAAGAAAUUACAGAUCAAGUUGAAUGCAAAUCGUAUGGUGGUUGGAACACUUCGUGGAUUUGAUCAGUUCAUGAAUCUGGUGAUUGACAACACUCUGGAAGUGAAUGGCAACGAGACAACUGAUAUAGGCAUGGUGGUCAUCAGAGGAAACAGUGUGGUCACUGUUGAAGCGCUUGAGCCACGGAAUGACUGGUCUUGUUGGGUAUGUUUUAGUCCAUGGUUUGUUGAUAAGCUUGAAUAUCUUGCAUGCGUAAACAAUUUGUAUUUGACAUUAAUGGUAUCGGUCAUUGUGGAUGAUAUUGUCUGUUGUAUAUUAGACCAAAUGUAUUAA